AUGAAAUCUACACAGAACAAAAUUAAAUCACCUUUUUUUACUCAAUUUCGGGAGGAAAAGUCACAUCAUUUAAGAUUUAGUGAUCUUAGCGAUAAAAAAAUCGUGCCACUCACUGCAAAUUUAGAAACAUUGCGAUCGACAGUUCAUAAUUUUUCGUUUUCUAUGUACAAGGAAGUAGCUAAAACUGAAACUGGAAAUAUUUUCUAUUCUCCAUUCGGUAUCCAUUUGAUUAUGUUUAUGGCUAGUACUGGAGCAGCUUCAAAAACAUUUGAUGAAAUAGUAGCCACUAUACAUCUAAAUGAAACUUCUUGGAAAACUGAUGAAACACUGGAAGCCUAUAGAAAAUUAUUGGAUUACUUAACAAGUGCAAAUGAUAAUCUAAAGCUGGCAACCGGAAUGUUUGUCGAUACAAAUUUCGAUGUUAAAGAUAGUUUUGUGGAAAACUCUAAGAAAUAUUUAAAAUCUUCUAUGGAAAAAUUGGAUUUCAGGAAUGGCCCAGAACAACAGCGUCAAUAUUUAAAUAAUUGGGUUUUAAUCCAAACAAAAAACAAAAUCAAAGAUUUUUUUUCCUGCAAAGGUUCAAUUACUAAAGACACUGAUUUAGUAUUGGUGAAUGCUGUGCAUUUUAAAAGUGAUUGGGCAUAUAAAUUUGAAUAUGUUUAUGAUGACUUUUUUUAUGUGACUCCAAUCAACAAAGUAACAGUUAAAAUGAUGACUCUCACACGUCACUUUCAAUACUUUCAUGAUAAAGUUUUAAAAUUCAAAGCACUUGAAUUACCUUAUAAACACCAUGCUUUUAAAAUGAUAAUUUUACUACCCGAUGAUAAAGAUGGUUUGAAUAAUCUAGAAAAUAAUUUUUCAAAAUUUAAAUUACAUGAAAUUUCAGAGAAAAUGACACAGAGAAAUAUUGAUGUCAAAUUACCUCGUUUCAAAAUAGAAAAGUCUCUGGAAUUGGAUAAAACAUUAUCCAAUCUUGGAUGUCCAACAAUGUUUACACCUGGAGCCGCAAACUUUUCUAACAUCGAUGAAGAUGGUAAAUUGUAUGUGACUAAAGUCUCGCAUAAGGCAUAUAUUGAUGUAGAUGAAGACGGAACUGAGGCUGCAGCAGUUACAAGUGUGCCAGGUCUGUGCUAUGCAAGUCCUUCUAAAGAUUUCUUUGUUGAUCAUCCAUUUAUAUUUUUUAUUUCAACUAUGAGUAAUUUCAUUUUAUUUGUAGGUCGAAUGACCAAAAUUGAUUAA
Messenger RNA from Macrosiphum euphorbiae (potato aphid), 1239 nucleotides. The record is from the annotation of a GenBank genome assembly. Lineage: Eukaryota; Metazoa; Arthropoda; Insecta; Hemiptera; Aphididae.